Molecule: messenger RNA, 1056 nt
Organism: Hypanus sabinus (Atlantic stingray)
Lineage: Eukaryota; Metazoa; Chordata; Chondrichthyes; Myliobatiformes; Dasyatidae
Product: G-protein coupled receptor 183-like
Exons: 1
Coding region: 1-1056 (351 amino acids)
Biological process (GO): G protein-coupled receptor signaling pathway
Cellular component (GO): membrane
Molecular function (GO): G protein-coupled receptor activity; oxysterol binding
Source: RefSeq, a predicted model, not a curated record
AUGGAUUCUACUUCUUUCAGCAAUAACUUCACCAAUGUGACCUGUGAUGUGUACGUACACUUCAAGGCAGCGAAAAUAAUCUUCACUUUGUUCUACAUCAUUGUUUUCACGGUUGGCUUAUCAGGAAACAUAUUAGCACUGUAUAUAACUUUCCAGAAACAUCCAAAGAUUAACUCGACCACGCUUUACUUAAUCCACCUUGCAGCCUCCGAUGCCCUGUUUACACUUGCUCUACCGUCUCGGAUCGUCUACAUAGUCCGAGGGUUUGACUGGCCUCUGGGCGAGGGGCCAUGCCGGAUUUUUGCAGUUCUCUUCUACAUCAAUACAUACGUCAGCAUCAAUUUCAUGACGUGGUUGAGCAUUGACCGUUACAUCGCCAUGGUGCAUCCCCUUCGGUUUGCCAGGUUCCGCAAGGUCCAAAAUGUCAAGUAUAUCUGUGCUGCCGUCUGGGUGUUCGUCUUCCUCCAGACUUCUCCCCUGCUCUUCAUCUCGAUGACAAAAGAGAACAAAGGCUUGACAACCUGCAUGGAGUACCCAAACUUUGAAAGCAAUCCCAACCUGCCCAAGAUGCUGCUCGGCGCCUGUCUCCUGGGCUACUGCCUGCCGGUGGUGAUCAUUAUCUUCUGCUACUUUCGGGUCAACGUGAAACUCUGCAGGAUUGCGAGGGAGAACCCCUUAACUGAGAAACUAGGUAGGAACAAGAAAGCCAUCACCGUGAUUCUGUUAGUUCUGUUGGCAUUCCUGGUCUGCUUUACGCCAUAUCACAUCACCAUCAUGCAGUACAUGAUCAGAAAGCUGGUGUCAUCGCAGAACUGCUGGCAACAACAGACCUUCAAAACAAGCCUGCAGGUGUCUGUUUGCUUCAUGAACCUCAACUGCUGCAUCGAUCCACUCAUCUACUUCUUCGCGUUCAAGGGCUACAAGAAGAAGGUUCUGGAAAUAAUAAGACGCCACAUUACGCUGCCCGCAUUCCAAUCCUCCAGGACCAUCUCGGAGAACAACAGCACUCAUGCCACCAGUCAGAUCCAAGGCUCGGGAUCAGGAUCCGCACACUGA